Gigantopelta aegis is the source of this 2428-nucleotide messenger RNA. RefSeq names its product aquaporin-8-like. Bases 324 to 1109 code for a protein of 261 amino acids. Lineage: Eukaryota; Metazoa; Mollusca; Gastropoda; Neomphalida; Peltospiridae. The record is from RefSeq and is a predicted model, not a curated record. Gene Ontology annotation, biological process: transmembrane transport. Gene Ontology annotation, molecular function: water channel activity. Gene Ontology annotation, cellular component: plasma membrane. The transcript is spliced from 5 exons.
UUCGGAUGCAACGGUCUGCAUUCGUACUUCAUUACUACAUAAACUGAUAGCUUAUAUUUACAUACAUGUACAUUUUUAUAUUCUAGUUACAAUAUAGCUGAGUCACUGUUGUGCAUUUGGCCCUUAUGCGUGACCGUACUCUUCACUGAUCACAUGAUUUGUAUGUUCCCGCUAAGCCCGAUGUGCGUCUAGCAUGUGGUCGAACUUAUUCGUUUCAGGAGAACAGUGAACAACAACCACGGGCAUGUGACAGGGCCAAUUGAGACGUGAUACAAAGCUAAGACAACAGCCGCGAUAAACUUUCGUUCGGAUUAAACAGCGGCAUGGAUAAAGAGGGCGAACCACUGAUUAAUCGCAGAGUGGAAGAGUUGACACAGCAGAGAUUUGAUGGGAUUUGUCAGCCAUGCCUUGCGGAAUUUAUUGGCACGUGUAUGUUUGUCUUUAUUGGAUGUAUGUCGGUGCAGGACCCGCUGGGCCCCGCCUCAAAGGACAACGCACCUAAUGCAGGGGCAGUAGCCGUGGCUCAUGGAUUUACCAUAGCCCUGUUGGCUGUGGCGUUUGGAGGCAUAAGUGGAGGUCAUUUUAACCCGGCGGUCACGUUAGGCGUGUGGAUUGCGGGCGGAAUCAAACCAGGUCUUGCAUUAGUCUACAUGGUCGUCCAGUUUAUAGGCGCCGUCCUGGGAGCGGGCCUUUGCAGGGGUGUUUUGACAGAACAUGUAUACGUCGAUGUAAUCCGUGGGGGCGCCCAUACUCUGGGACCUGAUGUCAGUCCUGCGCAGGGCAUUUUGGCCGAGGCGGUGAUGACCUUGCUUCUCGUCCUGACCUUCAUUCUGUCUGCGGUGGACGAGCAGACGAAGUCACCAUUGGCGCCACUGGCGAUUGGCUUUGCAGUGACGUGUGACAUUUUAGCAGGGUUAAGUACAACUGGUGCGUCCAUGAACCCGGCGAGAAGUGCCGGUCCGGCCAUAGCUCUUACCGUGUACGACUCGAGCGUCUGGAAGUACCAUUAUGUCUACUGGGCGGGACCGGUCAUUGGUGCCACGUUAGCCGGGAUCUUGUACAGGCUCUUCUUUGCAUCUUCGGACAAGCGAUUUAUCUUGCAGAAAUGAGUGUAUCGUAGUAAAAAAAAAAAAAAAAAAACGCAACAACUGAACAGACUAAUAAAUUAACACAAAUACUUUUAUUAUUAUUGAACUAACAUUUGGUUUUCGUAUCCUUUUUCGCCGAUUCAUGACCGUUUUGGUGGCAUGGCGCUGAUUUGUAUCUAUCUCAUUGUGCUUCUCGCUAAAUUGUUAAUCCUAGAACGUCCUUACCCUGGAUGACAUGAGAGCGGUUAUUCUAGAACGUCCAUAUACCCCUCGAACGAUGUAAUAUUUAGCGUUAAUUCCAGUGCGUUCAAGCCAAUAAUGACAUAACAGCGUUAAUUCUAGAACAUCAGUACACUGCAUACCCGGAAUGACGUAAUAGCGUCGUCGCCCGUUCUAGCAAUGUUGAGUGAUACGAUUUGACAUUUUAUGUCUUUCACUGGUGCGUAUGAAAGGAAAGGGUGGCAAUAAAAUAAUGAAGUAUAUGUUUUGACGUCACAAUGCUGAUUUGUGUCCUAAUAUGCUUCUGGUUGAAUCGUGUGGGAUAUCUACGUUAAGGCGAUUAUCGCUCGAUUCGGCGAUCAUUGCCCGUUUCGGCGAUUAUUGCCCGAUUCGGGUAUUGUUGCUUGUUCUAGCAAUGUUAAGUGAUACGAUUGUAGAUGAGUAUUCUUCUAUCCCUCUCCAUACCACAAUACCCUCGGAGACUGUGAAGGUCCUGGCAAAAAUUAAUUUCUUUCUUUUUUUUACUUCAAUGAUGACACAUAAAAAUUAAAUAAGACAUCAAGGUACAAAUGCAUGUAAUGAAUCGGUGCAUCCUCAUCCUUUUAAAAUAUUUCUAGACUGACACAGAGAAAAAAAAGACAUUACGUUUAAAUCAGUAUUGGACUAAUCCUAAUACAGAUUUGUGUAGUCCAUCUGAUCAUGUGUUUAUAAAACUACAUGAAAGCGAACAAAAUGCCAAAAAUAUCACGAGUGUCAAAUGGCUCCAAUCAUUGGCCACUUUGUGAUGUUGCUUCCCUUCCAAUGACGUGCAUUGUUACCGGUCUCAUUAAUAAAGAGAAAUGAAAUGGGCUAGAAUUUCGGCUGACUUGGGACGUAUAAGCAAGCGAGUAGCGUUUAUUUUUCAGCUCUGACGUCAAAUCGGUCAUGAAUUGAUUACAAGGAGACAGAUUAAGUGGUAGAACUGAUAUUUAACUAUGUAUACAGGUUGUAGUUAUAUUAUUUAUGUGCUAGCAUGCGUACAUGUCCGUUUGUAACAAAUGUACCUAAAUAUGCAUUUAUUAUGUUUAUAUAUAUAUAUAUAUACACAUAUACAUGUAUUUAAAUUAAUGUGUACUCAUCAG